Strongylocentrotus purpuratus (purple sea urchin) is the source of this 2973-nucleotide messenger RNA. Its product is annotated as centrosomal protein of 83 kDa-like. Bases 125 to 2506 code for a protein of 793 amino acids. The transcript has 15 exons. NCBI's taxonomy places the organism in Eukaryota, Metazoa, Echinodermata, Echinoidea, Camarodonta, Strongylocentrotidae. Gene Ontology annotation, cellular component: centrosome. The record is from RefSeq and is a predicted model, not a curated record.
UCCCCAUUCAGCUAGAUUGUUUGAAUUGUAGACGGUAAGACUAGUGACACAAAGAAGACGUUAAAUAUCGCCGUCCUGUGUUUUCCGGACCGUACCGGGGAUACCUUCAUGAACUGAUAUGUAGAUGAAUGUCACCAUGGCUUUCCCUGGAGGAACCAGUCUAGGACCAGGUUUCAUAGGCCCGUCUUCAAAUGGACUACCCCUUCUCACGUCUACUGAUACCAUGGGACAGUUCACAGGCCUGGGCUUGGGUCUUGGCCAACCGUCUGGAUUGGGCCUGAGCCAGGGCCUGGACCAGAGACCCGUUACUCACUUGAACCAGGAGACGGAACUGCAGAAGAUGUUGACUGAUGAGAGGAUGAGAGGAGAGAUGCACAAGACAAAUUAUCAGAUGAUCAAGGCUGAACACACAAAAUUACAGGAUGAAAAUAGCAGAUUGCAGAGGGAACUUGAGCAAGUUACAGCAGAUUGUCAGGUCAUGGAGGAAAGGCUUCAGGAAGGAGUCAACAAAAUCAACAGGGAAUUGGCAAUCAAAUGUGCUGAACUUGAAGAAUUCAGGGCACAGGCUCUAACACUAGACAAGUUGGAGCUGAUCAAACUGAAAAUAGCUGAAGAUCUUGAGCAGCCAUUUCGAGAACGUUUUACCCAGCUGGAACAAGAUGUGGAGCAUUACAGGACUGAAUUUAACAAGCUGCGUUAUGAAAAUUCAUUCAUUAAGUCAGAGUAUGAACACGAGCAGGCAGAGCAUAAGAGAGUUGUGGAGGAGAUUAAAAUGCAGUAUGAAACAGAGAUAAAAAAUCUUCAUAGGGAUAAAGAGGCCAUAGUAGCCAAGUACAGUCAGGAGAACUCACAUGACAGUGACAAGGUCCGUACUCUAUACAGGGACAAUGCACAACUCAACCUCAAGGUCAAGGGCCUGCUAACAGAGUUAGAUGAGAUACGAGCCCAACGAGAGCAAUCUGGUCUACAGUCGGACCAUGUAUCAAGGUUACAAGCUAGACAACUAUCUGAACAUGCUACUAACAUCAAGGCGCUUCAGAGUGAGAAGGAGUCACUUCAGCUCCACAUGGAGCAGCUCACCAAGGAGCUUGGGCUCUCUCAGGACACCCAUCGGAGUCUAACUACAAAGACCCACGACCUGGAGAAACAGAACAUGGAGCUACGCAGUCGCAUGGAGGAGACCCUGCACCGAAAUAAGAUGGAGAUCACUGAUCUUAAGAUGGCCGCUAUGAAGACAGGGGGAGAGUUGGAGAGGGAGAAAGACGGUCUUGUCAAUGAAUUGGAAGGUUUGAAAGCCAAGCACGAGGUGUUAGAGAAGUCCCUGGAUGCCCAGACCAAUGCCGUUGCUGACAAGGAGAGGGAGGUGGCUAGGAAGGUACAGUCAGUUCGAGAAGAAGAAUGGGAGAGGAUCAACAAGCUAGAAGGAGAAAAGUUGGAAUUGGAGGGUCGUCUGCAGGAAUUUGAGAGGCUAAAGAUAGACGAGGAAUCCCAGAGAUAUGCAGACAAAGAAAACGGACAAGAAAGAAUCAGAGAAGCUGAGAAACGAUGUGAACAAGCUGAAAGAGACCUGCAGCUUAUAAAAACAAAAUUAGAGCAUCAUAAUACAUCGUUGAAAGAUCUGGAACACGAGCAAACCAUCAGCACACAGCUGAGGGAGAAGUGCACAAGGCUGAAGGCUGAGCUACAGGAUACACAUGCAGCAGAACAAGAACUCCUGAUGGAAAAUGAUAAUAUCAAAGCAUCUUUGGAGAUGUAUCAGAAUGAGUUAGUCUUGGCCAAGGCUGCGAUGGAAAAAGAGUCAGAGCUGUCCAAUCAGAGGCUGUCCCAGCACAAGAUGACAUGGCUAGAUGAGAAGACACAGCUGGAACGAAGACUAGAUGAGCGGGAAGGCCAGGCAAGGCAAGCUCACAAGCAGAGGGAUGAUACAACCAAUGCACAUGCAAAGAGAAAGCAGAAGUAUCAGAAAGUGGUCAACAAGCUUCAAGAUAAAAUGCAACUUCUGGAGGCCAAAAAUGAGCAACUAGAAUUGGAGAAACAAGCAUUGAAGAAUCAGAUACCCAAAGAGACGUACACCAAGGCAGUAAGAAAGUUAAGGGAACUCCAGCGCAGGCACAAUGAAUUCCGGAACGUACUGAGUUCAGCCAACGUGUCUCAGGUACCCUUGGGAGGGGUCUCUUUCAUGACUCCGUCUAUGACACAGCCCUUGGAUGCAUCUAGUCCAUUUAAAACAACACAGCCAAUCCGGUUUCAAAUUCCACAAAUCCAAAUACAUCCAGUAUCGACCAACAAGAUGGGGCACCAUCAUGAUCUCUCGGUGAUCCGUAGCCGCCUUGAGGAGCUUAGUGACAACCAGAGGCUACAGAUGGAUGCCCUGCUGGGGGGAGUAGGGGGAGGGGGUGGAGGGAUGGGGAGUGUACCCCUUACAGCUAGAUCUGAGAUGGACAAGGAGAAUGAGGACCGCGCCCUAUCCCCAGAAGGGAGUGGCAUGGAUGUCCUUGAUCUUUAGUGACAACCAGAGGCUACAGAUGGAUGCCCUGCUGGGGGGAGGGGGAGGAGGAGGAGGAGGAGGGGGUGGAGGGAUGGGGAGUGUACCCCUUACAGCUAGAUCUGAGAUGGACAAGGAGAAUGAGGACCGCGCCCUAUCCCCAGAAGGGAGUGGCAUGGAUGUCCUUGAUCUUUAGUGACAACCAGAGGCUACAGAUGGAUGCCCUGCCUGGGGGAGUAGGAGGAGGAGGGGGUGGAGGGAUGGGGAGUGUACCCCUUACAGCUAGAUCUGAGAUGGACAAUGAGAAUGAGGACCGCGCCCUAUCCCCAGAAGGGAGUGGCAUGGAUGUCCUUGAUCUUUAGAUGCAAUGUCCAAACUUUGAAGAAAAAGGAAGCUUAAUGAUAGUAUGGAGUGCCCUCGUGAAAAAUAGCAUAAGGCACAACACUUGAACUUUUAAAUUCAAUCACCUUGAUUUAUCAAAUGAAUUU